AUGUCUUCAUCCACGCCCGCGUCACGGACGUACACCGACGCCCUCAACCUCCUAAACACCCUCAUCCCCAACCUCAAAAUCCACGCCCUCUUCGGCAAACCCCAGGACGCCAAGCCCCAAAAUGCCGCCCCGAAACCCCCGGCCUCCGACCCGAACCUCCUCGCCCUCCCCGAGAUGCGCGCCUGGCUCCUCCGCGCGUCCUUAACCCCCCAGCGCCUCUCCUCCCUCUCCUACAUCCAUAUCGCCGGCACAAAAGGCAAAGGCUCCGUCACAACCCUGACAACCUCCGCCCUCCUCUCCUCUUCCCAGUCCGGCCGCGUGGGGACCUACACCUCCCCCCACCUCGUCACCCCGCGCGAGCGCAUCGCCGUCGACGGCCGCCCCGUAUCCCAGGUCCUCUUCGCGGCCUCCUUCUUCGAGCUCUGGGACCUGCUCUCCGCCGCCCCCGCCGACGAGGCCCUUGGCAUCGAAGCCGGCUCCAAGCCCUUCUACUUCCGCUUCCUCACCCUCCUCGCGCUGCACAUCUUCCUCAAGGAGGGCGUGCGCUCCGUCGUCGUGGAGUGCGGCAUCGGCGGCGAGUACGACGCAACCAACGCCAUCCCGCCCGCGGCCGUCACGACGGGCGUCAUCACCCAGCUCGGCAUCGACCACGUCGCCAUGCUCGGCGACACGCCCGAGAAGAUUGCGUGGCACAAGGCCGGCAUCAUGAAGCCCGGCGUCACGACCUUCACGAGGCGCCUCGAUGAGCAGCCCGGCGUGAUGGAGGUCCUCCACACGCGGGCGCGGGAAAUCGGGGCGAACCUGGUGGAGGUCGCCGACGAAGAGGUCACGGCGUGGGGGGGCGUGCCGGGCGCGAAGCUGCCCGGCGGAGACUUCCAAAAGAGGAACCAGGCCCUCGCCGCGCUUGCUGCGAGGCAUCACUUGCGCGUCCUCGAGGGCCGGGAGACGGGGACAGAGGAGCACAAGCUGCGGGAUGUGCCGGAGCCGAUCAUCGCGGGACUGCGGGAGGCGACGUUGCGGGGCCGGCACGAGGUCAUGGAGCGGGGCAACGUAUCUUGGUACCUCGACGGCGCGCACAACACCGAUAGUCUGGCCGAGGUGGCGCGCUGGAUAUCGCCCGUCGCUGCGGAUGCGGACUCCAAGUUCGUGCUCGUUUUCAACCAGCAAGAGCGGGACGCCUCGGAGCUCCUCCUGGGCCUCCUGAAGGAGAUGAAAGCCGCGGGCGUGGACCUCGAGUCUAGACUAAGCACCGUCAUCUUCACGAGGAACGACAAGACCAGGAUUGCAGAGGACGUGGACCUCACUGUCCAGGAGAAGUGCGCGGCGGCGUUCAAGGAGGCGUAUCCCACCGCCGAUGCCCUGGUAUGCAAGGACCUGACAGAGAUGAAAAGCGCCAUGGACGCCACCGCCGCCGCGCAAAACACCACGACACCCAAAACCAGGGUUCUCGUCACGGGGAGCAUGUACCUCGUCGGCAACGUCAUCGGCCUGUUGGAGCCGGAAGGUCUAUUAUAA
This is a messenger RNA of Colletotrichum spaethianum, 1515 nucleotides long. RefSeq names its product folylpolyglutamate synthase. Lineage: Eukaryota; Fungi; Ascomycota; Sordariomycetes; Glomerellales; Glomerellaceae. The record is from RefSeq and is a predicted model, not a curated record. Gene Ontology annotation, cellular component: cytoplasm; cytosol; mitochondrion. Gene Ontology annotation, biological process: tetrahydrofolylpolyglutamate biosynthetic process. The coding region runs from base 1 to 1515 and encodes 504 amino acids. The transcript has a single exon. Gene Ontology annotation, molecular function: tetrahydrofolylpolyglutamate synthase activity; ATP binding.